GUGCUUAGUCAUGCCCCCAAGAAAGAGAUGGAGGAUUGGGGCGAAGCUGCUGGAGAGCUCCGGGAGGCGCUGAGGCGGAGGCCGCGUGUGGCCCCUGGCUUGGGCCUCGGGCGGGGGUGGCCCAGCGUGGAGAAGGCGGCCCUGGCUCGGUGCGGGCUCCCUUCCAGCCGCUAGGAGGAGGGCGGAGCCGGAGCUGAGCGCACGGACGGAGAGCGGAGAGCCCGGGGAAGGUGCGCGCCAGGCAGGCAGGCGAGGGCGGCCGUCUCCAUGCCCCGCUGCAGAGACUGGGCGAGUCGGCGCAGCUCCUGCCUCGGGGCCGCGGAGCCCCUCGCCCGCCCCUAACAUGCGGCCGGGGCGCCUGCUGCCGGCGCCACGCGUGAACCAUGCCAGGCUUGGCAGAAGAAGAGGGGGCGCAGCAGCCGGGGGCGGGGGAGCUCCCCACGCUCACCCCCGCGGGGGGACCUCCUCGAGAAGAGCAGCGCCCCCUCAAGCAAUCUCUGAGCAGCUCCCUCUGCCGUGAGUCCCACUGGAAAUGCCUGGUGCUCACGCUGCUGAUGUACGGCUGCUUUGGCGUCAUGGCCUGGUGCCGCCUCUCGACGGUGACGCGCCUGAACUACGCCGACUCCUACCGCGACGCCUCGCUGGUCUACCACGACAGCCCUUGCUCCAACGGCUACAUCUACAUCCCCCUGGCCUUCCUGGGGAUGCUGUACGUGGUCUACCUGGUGGAGUGCUGGCACCGCUUCGCCAAGGGCCAGAUGCAGUACCGCGUGGACACCGCCAGCGUCUACGAGAAGGUGCAGCGCAUGCAGCAGGCCACGCCCUGCAUCUGGUGGAAGGCCAUCAGCUACCACUACAUCCGCCGCACCCGGCAGGUCACCCGCUACCGCAACGGCGACGCCUACACCACCACGCAGGUCUACCACGAGCGCGUCAACACACACGUGGCUGAGACCGAGUUCGACUACGCGGGCCACGGCGUGAAGGACGUCUCCAAGGAGCUGCUGGGCCUCUCAGAUUACCCCGUCACCAAGCUGCGCUUCACCAAGUGCUUCAGCUUUGCCACGGGGGAGGCCGAGGCGGCGUACCUCACCCAGCGGGCCCGCUUCUUCGGCGAGAACGAAGGCCUGGACGACUACAUGGAGGCCCGCGAGGGCAUGCACCUCAAGAACGUGGACUUCAAGGAGCACAUGAUGGUCUUCCCCGACCCCGGGCGUCCCCCCUGGUACACCCGCCGGUGGGUCUUCUGGCUGGCCUCGUUCCUCCUCCUCUCCUGGCCUUUGCGGGUGCUGGCGGAGUACCGCACCGCCAACGUCCACUACCACGUGGAGAAACUCUUUGGGGCGGACGACGGGCCCAGCCCGCUGGACGCGGUGGGCGGCUACGUCCGGCGCAUCUCCCGCGUCAACACGGUGGACAUGACCGAGCUGGAGUGGCACAUCCGCUCCAACCAGCAGCUGGUGCCCAGCUACUCGGAGGCCGUGCUCAUGGACUCCACCGUGGUGGCCGGGGCAGCCUACCUGCGCAGCUGCCAGCGCUGCCGCCGAACUGUCAGCAGCAACUCCUUGCCCUCGCGCGGCACCCGGGCCCUCUACGCCCGGCUGCCCUUCAGCUGCAGCCGCUUCUCGCUGAGCGGAGCCCGGCGCUGCGGGGGGAUCCUGCGCAGCCUGAGCGGCAGCCACGUGGGCAGCAGCAUCGAGACGGAGCCCCUCGAGAGCCCCCCCUGCUACCAGGACGCGCUCUACUUCCCCGUGCUGAUCGUGCACGGCGGGGAGGGCUGCCACCGCAACGGGCAGAGGCCGGGCCCUUCGGGGAGGGCCUCGGGGACUCCGCUGUGACCCCAGAGAGAGAGAGAGGAGCCCCACCGGGUGGGAAGAUGAAAUGGAAAAGCAACCCAAAAGCCUCCGUCCUGGCUUGUUCCCCUUAUUACCUGAGUGCCCCUGCAAAAAAAAAAA
Messenger RNA from Lacerta agilis (Sand lizard), 1955 nucleotides. RefSeq names its product transmembrane protein 151A (gene TMEM151A). The record is from RefSeq and is a predicted model, not a curated record. The transcript is spliced from 2 exons. The coding region runs from base 384 to 1838 and encodes 484 amino acids. NCBI's taxonomy places the organism in Eukaryota, Metazoa, Chordata, Lepidosauria, Squamata, Lacertidae.